AUGCCUACUUCUAACUCAAUCCGAUUCAAUGAUCGCGUGGCUAUUGUCACUGGCUCUGGUCGCGGCCUGGGACGUCAAUACGCCCUUCUUCUCGGUGCUCUGGGAGCUUCCGUGGUUGUCAACAGUACUACUCCUCAUACGACUCAGGCAACUGUAAACGACAUCGUCAAUGCCGGAGGCAAAGCAGUCGCCUGCGUUGGUAGCGUCUCAGACGAAAGCGUAGCAAAAGCCUUGGUGGAUAAGGCUAUUGAUGCUUUUGGGAGGAUCGACAUCAUCAUCAAUAACGCCGGUGUCUAUGAGGCAAUGCCAUUUGAGCAGACUACUUCUGCUUCGUUGCGAGACCUGCUUGCUAUUCACGUUGAGGGUUCAUACAACCUAACACGUGCGGCUUGGCCGCACAUGCAGAAGCAGAAAUAUGGUCGAGUCUUGAUGAUAACCUCUCAUUCUGUAUUUGGCAUGCCUGGCACUUCUUUAUAUGCUGCUGCCAAACUUGCUGUUGUUGGUUUAGCCAAAACACUCGCCGUUGAAGGAGAGGCAUACAAUAUCCAUGUCAACGCUGUGGCCACAACUGCUUUUACCGAAGCAGUUGACAAGAACCUGCCCAACGAUGAGAUGCGGGAGCUGAUGAAGAAAGCUCUGCCAGUCGCGGAGCCGGCUCCCCCUGUCGUAUGGCUCACGCAUGAAGAUUGCAAGGUUAAUGGAGAGGUUUUCGGCGCCCAGGGUAGGAUUGUAUCUCGCAUUUUGUUGGCGGAGACCAAAGGCUUCCAGGGACUGCGUCGGAAUGAGUGGAUGGUUGAAACCAUCAGAGACAAUUGGGAUCAGGUGAUUGACGAGAAGGAGUAUGUUGUGCACACCAACGGCAACAACAUUGGCACGAUCCUUUUCGGACGGUUGUCUCACGACUUAUCUUAA
Messenger RNA from Colletotrichum truncatum, 912 nucleotides. RefSeq lists its product as uncharacterized. The record is from RefSeq and is a predicted model, not a curated record. Lineage: Eukaryota; Fungi; Ascomycota; Sordariomycetes; Glomerellales; Glomerellaceae.